This is a messenger RNA of Homalodisca vitripennis (glassy-winged sharpshooter), 6145 nucleotides long. Its product is annotated as extensin-like. NCBI's taxonomy places the organism in Eukaryota, Metazoa, Arthropoda, Insecta, Hemiptera, Cicadellidae. The record is from RefSeq and is a predicted model, not a curated record.
ACACCCCAUUUAUUGAUGUACUGUUGCAACUUGUCCUACCCAGCUGUAUCCUGUGCGUCCUUGUGUAGUGAGACUCUGACCUCGUGUCGUCUGUUACAGAACUCGGUGCGGCUGUGCGGUAAAGGUGCGCCCAACACCCUCGGCGCGGUGGAGGAGGUUGUGGUACCCAAGACCGAGCCUGUCCACACCCGCAACAACAACAACAAUAACAACAACAACACCGGCAACAGCCACCACGAGAAGGGUCCCAGCUUGCCGGAGGCCGCCGGCUCCAGUGUCGCGGUCAGUGACGAAAGUUGGCGGGAGCGGGAACGGUUGCCGCCACCCCGGGCGCCCUCUCACGAUCGCCUUAGCGACGCGAGCAGUCGCUGUAGCAGUGGCCGGGGAUACAUCUGUGAUAGUGAAGGAGAUGACGAUAAGGUCGGUGCCAAGUCCGUUCAAAAGGAUUCUCGGUGGAAGGGUUCUGAUGGCGGGUCGAUACUCUUCACGCCAACUGUUAGAAAACAUGACCUGCCGGUACUGCCCACUACCAACCACCUGCCCGUGUUGAACAAUGGGACGGGGGGCACGGGGUCGCCAGGGAGGGGUAGUCCCAGCCCCCCACCACCUGUCAAGCCAGCAGCCAUGGCGCCACCCCCCAGCACCAUCCCCGCUAGUCCGCCACGCCCCAUAUCGCCCCCUCCACCCGCCGCUCAACCACUGCCUCCGCCCGCGGCCGCGCCCACGAUAUCGCAUUUUCCAAUUGCCAAUGGUCCUAUGGUCAGUCACCCCAGUCACAACGCUCACCCCAAGCCUCCGCCUCCUUCCCCGCCCACACAGAUCUCCCACCCCACCCAUUCGCCCAGGACCGCACCCCCAGUGGUGAGCUCUGCCUAUCCUCCUCCACCUGUCAGUUACGCCCCGCCCCCCUCCAGCAUGUCCCUCCAACCAGUGCCAAACCCCGCCUACCACCCCGUCACGACCAGCUAUGCCCCGCCUCCAGGCUCCCUAUACCAACCCCCGCUCUGCACCACCAACCUCAGUGCCAGCACCAACAGUAGCCCGGUGGUCGUGGCCGCCCCCAGCAGCUAUGUGUCUUCUUCGCUCUCAAUGGCAAACCCCUACCCGCCACUGUAUGCACCCUACAACAAUACCCCCUAUCUACCCCCCAUAUCUCAUGCUUCGAGAGUGAACGUGAGUCGCUCGGAGCCCCUGCCUGUGAUAUCCAGCAAGUCUGCGGCUGUAACGACGGUGGCCAGCCCAAUUGUAACCACAACCACCACAACCAGCCACAGGGAUAUUGUCAGCACACCGCUGGUCGGUAGGAGCCACUCCCCACGUGGUCACAGUCCUACACGCGAGCGGGACAGCUACAGCAGUAACGUGAGUAGCCUGAGUCGGGGCAGUGUUACUCCAGUCAAUUGUGCAGCCCCGCCAUCAAACUCAUCGCCGUUCAGUGCCCCCGCCCCCGCUCAUACUGCCCCCACGCCCUCUAGUCUCGCUUACAGCAAGCCUCCUGUCUGGGUUGGUGGUUCCAGUAAUGCGCAACUCUCACCCGCCACGUCAGUGCCCCGCCAUCCCCUCAGUCACCCCCCUCAUCCACAUCCGUUCCCACCACCCAUGUUUCCCCCGGUUGCAGCCCCGCCAGCCCCAACUGUCACUGCCCCCGUUCCUGCGCCUCCUCCGACAAACCCGAACCCAUUCUCCGCAGAAUCUCUGUUCCAAUCAAACCAAGCGGAUCUGCUUAGGCGGGAGUUGGACAACAGGUUCCUGGCGUCACAAGAUCGUGCACUGAUACCGCCACCGUACUUGCGUACGGAGAUGCACCACCACCAACAUCAGCACACUCACGUGCACCAACACACGGCGCCCUUGCUGCCCCCACCUCCCUCCACACUCUUCGCUCCUCCAAUCUUCAAGGACAUUCCAAAGAUUGGAGGUGUCGAGUCGCCGUUCAACCGCCAGAACCUAGGUUUGAGCAGCUAUCCCGGCUUCUCCCCGGGACUGCUCCACCCUACUAUGGGGGCGGCCACCCCCUUCGCUCCUCCCAACCAUCUCCCCACAUUCACACCAAAGCAAUUGACUGAUAACACCAAACCCAAACCAGUGAAGACGGGCAAGUGGAAUGCCAUGCACGUGCGGAUAGCCUGGGAAAUCUAUCACCAUCAGCAGAAGCAGACUGCGGAGGUAAAGACGCCCCACCCCACGGUGGUGGCGGGGGCUGUCCCACCAAAGAGCGAACUGCUGCGCCCACCCACCACGCACCUCUUCCCCCCUCCCCGGCCCCACGAAAUGCCCCCCUUUUCUGCACCCCACCGUGCCCCUCACCCGUUCGAGAGUUCUCCCCACCCCGCGGCCGCCCAGUUUCCUGGCAUCGGUGGGAGCUUGUUUGGAAGGUAUCCACCGAGUCCAGCGGUUCCUUCUUUGGCUACGUUUCCACACACACCUCUCUACGAUCCUUGGUCAAGGUUACAACCUAGAACGUCUUCAAGCUUCCCGACACCUCUGGGAGCAACGGUUGGGCCUUGGAGCUUGAAACCGGAACCAGGCCUGAGUGAAGCGGAACGAGAACGGGAAAGGGAGCGGGAACGGGAGAGAGAGAAGGAGAGGGAGAGGAGCAGGGAACGAGAAAGGCAGCGGAGAGAGGAGAAGCAGAGGAAGUUGCUAGCGGCCCAACAACAACAGAACAAGGUGCGGGAACGGUCACCUCUGCGGGAGCCCCCGCCGACUGUUGUACCCAAGGAGGAGGAUGUGGUAAUGUUGGGUCGACCACCCCCUCACUACCUGCCCCGCCCCCGCCACCCUCCGCGUACACUGCCUCCUCACUUCGCCCCCACCCCAUGGGACCACCCGUACAGACUCGACCCAAUGAGGCUGAACCCGCUGAUGGCUGCAUUCCGAGAAGAAGAGGAGCAGAGAGCCAAACUGUUUGCAAGCUACCCACCCCCACCCCACUUGCGGGGUAAGGCACCUAGCCCUCACAGGCCCCCCCAUCCCUCUCACCACCCUCACCCUCAUCCUCUCCCCCAUCCCGACCACAAGAAGGAGGAGUCCUCUCAGUCCCGAUAGCUUGUUUAGGUUAUGUUUGCUCACUUGAGGACGCAGUCUCUGGUGGUUGACAUCCCGCAACAUUGCUUGCUGCUUUUCUGUGAUAAAUUCAUUCUAUUCUUACGUGUUCUGUUGUAAAAUUUGUACCUUAACAAUGUUUUAUAUAUAUACAUAAUUUAGAAAAUAUUUUUAUAAUUUGUUGUUAUUAUCUUAUUUAUUUGUUUCUUUAUUUGGUCGGCACUUCUUCGCCUGUUUCCUCGUACGAAAACAAGAGAAGAAGUGCAGAACCCAUGUUGGGGUUAACCACCCGGGUCAGUAUACCUCAAAACUACUUUGUUAGCUUUACAUCACAUAUUUUUAAGUUCCUUAGGGAAUUUGUGCCAUUGUGAUAACGUUGUAGGAAACGUUAUGUUCCUCACAGAACAUUUUUGUAUUUUUGCACGGGAUUAACCGAAUUGUGUAACGCUCGCAAAUGCAGUUCUGUAAACUAGGCUUGUUAUAUCGGUCACUAUUUCACUGCCAUCAUAAGUUUCUGCUGCAAUCACGUAUAUAAAAUUAAUCUGGAUUGUAUUUUUGUGUUUGUAGGACUUUACCAAAUGUAAUGUAUUUUUUAUUCUUUAACAAAUAUUAGCAUAUUUUCUCAUCUAUUUCUCGAUGUGUUACUUACUUUUAAAGAAUCUUAGUGAAACAGCCAAGAAUACAAGAAUAAUUAGAAGCUCCUUUUCAUCUUUAAACUCAGUACAGUAGUUUUAAAUAUUAAAUAGUUUUUAAAUAAAUUUAUUUUUGACUGAAUUUCUUUGUUAAUUAGCUAAGUUUAUUAACCAAAAAUUUUGUACCAAAAACCAAACCAAGUACUGGACUGAUUACAGUUUUUGUAUUGAACAAUAACAAAUCAUACUUUUCUGAUUGUCACAUAUUUUUAAUUACUAUACUGUGGUUGACUAUUUAUAACAGCAUAACUGUAAUUAUAUCUGCUAACCAAAAAAAAUCAUAUCCCGACUCAGUUCCAAUCACUUUGAAUAAACGAGAAUGUAGUGCACUUAUCACAAAAUACAAUUGUUCAAAAAAACUGUUUUGCUGUUGUAAAAGAACUGGAAUUAUGAAGACACAAUUGUUUAAUAUAGUAUUGCUUGGUUAAUGAUAACAAACUAUUAAUAAGUGAAAAAGAACAAGAAAAUUUAAUGGAUUCUUAUGUUUUUACAACUUUUAUAAUCUUGUUUGCAUUUUAUGUAGUCAAUACAGUUAAUAAAAAGUGAGUCCAAUGCAGCAUUUAAUUAGUUUUGUUUACGGAUAAUUUGUACCAAUAGUCUCUUUAACCAAAUGGAAAUAGUUAAGGUCAUAGAAUUUAGAAAUACUUACCAUACCAGUAAAAUGCAUAUUGUAUUUAUUUUUCGUAUGUUCUCUUACAAUUGGCUCUGUUUGCAUAAUCUUCCUGUAUUUUCAGUAUGUCAAAUACAAUUUUAAUUCGUAAUUUUUAUGUGUUCAGAGCGGUUAAUGUGAUUAAUCGGAGCUUGCGGUUCGAACAGCAUCUUACCUGUUCUAUUUUAGAAGCAACAACAUAAGUGGAAUCAUUAUAUUUUUGACGAAAAUAAAACGUAGAUGGGACCAUUGUUGCUGGAAAAGGGUGUUGUACAAUUUAAGUUCAAACGUUUGUUAAUGGGUGAAUAAAUAUAUAUACUAUGAACAACAUUAUUAUAUAAAAAUGGCUUUAUUGUUAUAAAAACUACAAGAAUUAAAUUACAUGAAAUUGGUACUAUUAUUACUACUGUAUGUCUGUUUACUUUGCUCCAAUCACAAUCAUGUGUGAAGUUGAGGUACAGCAAUUUUUCUAUCUCUGAACUAGGGAAGUAGUGCAAAAUUCAAAUACAGUUAAAAAUCAAUUUUAAAAAAUUUGUACAAUUUACUAUAUGAUUACAAAAUCAUGUGAUCAUUUAUGGUGUUUGUACUUAUUAAUUUGUCACUAAUUCUAUUCAGUGUUGUCUGUAAUAUUAUCAGAGUAAAAAGGAUAUAGAUUUGGAACAGACUGGCUUCACCAGUUUGGAUUCAAGUUGGAGCAGGGUAAACCAACAGAUCUACUCUGUUUGUAAAAAAAAAAUAUUUUUAUAACAAAUGUUUUGUAAUGUCUGCCAGAAUUCACUAGUUGAGGAUUUAUUUGUUGCAGUCAUAUUUUUAAUUGGUGCAUCCACAUGUUGGUUUUAACUCUGUUUAAGUCAAAUUGUAUUUUAAAUAAUUUAGCACAAUUAAAAAAACCAUAGUUUAUGAAAAACAAACCGCGUGUUUUUUUUUUUGUUUCGAAGCGUUUACAGUGAACACUGUAGGUUCAGUGCAAUAACUGGUAGACUCCACUGGUUGGUGCGUGCGUGUGCACGUCGUGGUGACGUGCGGGAACCGAGGCGUUACCUCAACAGUCCUCGACUAAGUCCUCGGUGUACCUGAAGUUAGGUUAGGUUAAGUCAAGUAAAGUAGAUAAAAUGUACUCUGGCUUUAAAAACACAUGUAUAUAGUGACGAUUGUACAUUAUGUAGAGUUGACCUGUACAGUAGGGUACAUUGUGAUCACCCGUAUUGAUAGUAUUUAUUUAAUUUAUGACACAUUUUGAAUGUUAACGAUGAUGAUCUCAAAUCGUAAAACGUCUAAUAGCGAGGGUAUACACUUGUCUUUCACUGUGUGAAGUCCCCCUUGCGCUAACUGCCUGCAGAGCUAUUACAACAGUUUAAAGAGAUAAUACAACUUGUUAUUUUGUCAGUGAAUGUACAUUGUACGAAGUUAUCUAACACAAUUAUUGUAGUGAGACUGUAUCUGCAGGCAGGAUCUAUGGUAUAGUUGUAAUGGUUACGUGCCUAGCCCCUUCACACUUGAGUAAUGAUGUAAAUACGCUGCCGAUGUACAUAAGUCCUUCGUGGCGACGCUGUAGAUACAAAACUGUGCUUAUGUCCGUAUUGUAUGUAUCUAACAUCUUAUGUGCAUUUGUAAUAAAUAAAACUUUGUACACUUAUAACUUUUAACAAAUUUUAAUAUUUUUAAUGUAGCAAUGGUAUGUACAGUAGUGUAGUUCCAUUUGUAAAUGGAAGUUACAUGUUUUUUCAUUAUGAAAUAUAAUAAUUUAAAAUGUGUAAAA